CAAGACCUAUGAACGGAAGAGGAGGACCAAGCCACAAUCACAGUGCUCUUGUGGGGCGGGGGUGGUGCCACAGUCUCCUUUCAAGGGGAUCCUCACUUUCUGAUGCCUGGUGGCGCCCUCAGAUGGCUUCCCAAGCAUGCUCUGGAUCUGAGGUUAUUGUUUCCAGUGUGCUCAACCUUUCCACAGAUGUCACUGAACUGUGCUUCGCCUGGCCUUCAGGGCAUUGACCCGUCAGCAAAUAGAUAGUGUUUUCAAAAAAGCCUGAAUUCUGUUCAGUGUUUUAUAAUGAUGAAAACUGAAGUUGGAAAGGGUGGUAAAACGCUUUGACUCUCCACAGUAGAGUCUCUUGUUCUCUGGCUUUCUCAAGUUCACGCUCAUAGGGCUAUUGGCUGCAGAUUGCAAUGUCUGAGUCAGUAAUUCUUCGCAGUGUGAAGAAAUUUGGAGAGGACAAUUAUGGGUUUGAGUCAGACAGAUUCUAUAACAAUGAUAAGAAUUCAAGGUUACAAGAUGAGAGGAAAGGUGACAGCAGUCAAGUUGGCUUCUUUCAAUUGUUUCGAUUUUCUUCAACGACUGACAUUUGGCUGAUGUUUGUGGGAAGUUUAUGUGCAUUUCUCCAUGGACUAUCCCAUCCAGGAGUGCUGCUCAUUUUUGGCACAAUGACAGAUGUUUUUAUUGACUACGACACUGAAUUACAAGAACUCAAGAUCCCUGGAAGAGCAUGUGUAAACAACACUAUCGUAUGGAUCAACAGCUCCCUUAACCAGAGUAUGACCAAUGGAACGCGGUGUGGGUUGCUGGACAUUGAAAGUGAAAUGAUCAAAUUUGCCAGUUACUAUGCUGGAAUCGCUUUGGUAGUACUUAUCACAGGAUAUAUUCAAAUAUGCUUUUGGGUGAUUGCUGCAGCUCGUCAGAUACAGAAAAUGAGAAAAAUUUCCUUUAGGAAAGUAAUGCGAAUGGAAAUAGGAUGGUUUGACUGCAAUUCCGUGGGAGAGCUGAAUACAAGAUUCUCUGAUGAUAUUAACAAAGUCAAUGAUGCCAUUGCCGACCAAAUGGGCAUUUUCAUUCAGCGCAUGACCACGAGCAUCUGCGGGUUCCUGUUGGGAUUUUACCAGGGAUGGAAACUGACCUUGGUCAUUAUCUCUGUGAGCCCUCUUAUCGGGAUUGGAGCAGCCAUCAUUGGUCUGAGUGUGUCCAAAUUUACUGACUAUGAAUUGAAGGCUUAUGCCAAAGCUGGGUCAGUGGCUGAUGAAGUCAUUUCAUCUAUGCGAACAGUGGCUGCUUUUGGUGGUGAGAAAAAAGAGGUUGAAAGGUACGAGAAAAAUCUUGUGUUUGCCCAGCGUUGGGGAAUUAGAAAAGGGAUCGUGAUGGGAUUCUUUACUGGAUUCAUGUGGUGUCUCAUCUUCUUCUGUUAUGCACUGGCCUUCUGGUACGGCUCCAAACUUGUCCUAGAUGAUGGAGAAUACUCAGCAGGAACCCUCGUCCAGAUUUUCCUCAGUAUUCUACUAGGAGCUUUAAAUCUUGGCAAUGCUUCUUCUUGUCUGGAAGCCUUUGCAACUGGGCGUGCAGCGGCCACCAGCAUUUUUCAGACAAUAGACCGGAAACCCAUCAUUGACUGCAUGUCAGAGGAUGGUUACAAGUUGGAUCGAGUUAAAGGUGAAAUUGAAUUCCAUAACGUGACCUUCCACUAUCCUUCCAGACCGGAGGUGAAGAUUUUAAACAACCUCAGCAUGGUCGUUAAAUCAGGGGAAGUGACUGCUGUGGUAGGACCCAGCGGAUCCGGGAAAAGCACAGCCCUGCAGCUUAUUCAGCGUUUCUAUGACCCCAGUGAAGGCAUGGUGACUUUGGAUGGCCAUGAUAUUCGCUCUCUUAAUGUUCAAUGGCUUAGAGCUCAGAUUGGGAUAGUGGAGCAAGAGCCUGUUCUGUUCUCUACCACCAUCGCAGAGAACAUUCGCUAUGGCAGAGAGGAUGCAACGAUGGAAGAUAUCAUUCGAGCUGCCAAGGCAGCCAAUGCCUACAACUUCAUCAUGGACCUGCCACAGCAAUUUGACACUCUUGUUGGAGAAGGAGGAGGCCAGAUGAGUGGUGGCCAGAAGCAAAGAGUAGCCAUUGCCAGAGCCCUUGUCCGGAACCCCAAGAUCCUGCUUUUGGACAUGGCCACCUCAGCACUGGACAACGAGAGUGAAGCCAUGGUGCAAGAGGCGCUCAGUAAGAUCCAGCAGGGACAUACGAUCAUUUCGGUGGCUCAUCGCCUGUCCACAGUCAGAGCUGCAGAUGUCAUUAUUGGUUUUGAACAUGGUACAGCAGUGGAAAGAGGCACCCAUGAGGAGCUGUUGGAAAGAAAAGGAGUCUACUUCACUCUAGUGACUUUGCAGAGUCAAGGCGAUCAGGCUGUCGAUGUCGAAGGCACAAAGGGGGAAGAUGAAACUGAUGGAGCCUCACUUGACAGCAAACAGACCUUUUGCAGAGGGAGCUACCAAGCUAGUUUAAGAGCUUCCAUCCGAGAACGCUCCAAGUCUCAGCUUUCUUACCUGGUGCACGAACCUCCGUUAGCUGUUGUAGAUCACAAGUCUACUUAUGAAGAAGACAGAAAGGACAAGGACAUUCCUGUGGAAGAAGAAAUUGAACCUGCCCCGGUUAGGAGGAUUCUAAAAUUCAAUGCUCCAGAGUGGCCCUACAUGCUGGUAGGGGCCGUGGGGGCUGCUGUCAAUGGGUCAGUCACACCACUCUAUGCCUUUUUAUUCAGCCAGAUUCUUGGGACUUUUUCACUUCCUGAUAAAGAAGAACAAAGGUCACAGAUCAAUGGUGUGUGCCUGCUAUUUGUAGUAGUGGGCUGUGUAUCCCUUUGCACUCAGUUUCUGCAGGGAUAUGCUUUUGCUAAAUCUGGAGAACUCCUUACAAAAAGGCUACGUAAAUAUGGUUUCAGAGCAAUGUUAGGGCAAGACAUUGGCUGGUUUGAUGACCUCAGAAAUAGUCCUGGGGCACUAACAACAAGGCUUGCUACGGAUGCCUCCCAAGUUCAAGGGGCAGCCGGCUCUCAAAUCGGAAUGAUGGUCAAUUCCUUCACUAACAUCACUGUGGCCAUGAUCAUUGCCUUCUUCUUUAGCUGGAAGCUAAGCCUGGUCAUACUGUGCUUCUUCCCCUUCUUGGCUUUAUCGGGAGCCAUACAGACCCGAAUGCUGACAGGCUUUGCCUCUCAAGACAAGGAGGCUCUGGAGAUCGCCGGCCAGAUUACAAAUGAAGCUCUGGGUAAUAUCCGCACUGUCGCCGGGAUUGGAAAGGAGAGGCAGUUUAUUGAAGCCUUCGAGACUGAGCUGGAGAAGCCGUUCAAGACUGCGUUUCGAAAAGCGAACGUUUAUGGAUUCUGCUUUGGUUUUUCCCAGUGCAUGGUGUUUGUUGCUAAUUCUGCUUCCUACAGAUAUGGGGGCUACUUAAUCCCCAACGAGGGGCUCCAUUUCAGCUAUGUGUUCAGGGUGAUCUCUUCGGUUGUACUCAGCGCGACAGCCCUUGGAAGAGCCUCCUCUUACACCCCUAGUUAUGCCAAAGCUAAGAUAGCAGCUGCACGCUUUUUUCAACUGCUGGACCGACAGCCCCCAAUCAAGGUGUACAGCAGUGCAGGUGAAAAGUGGGACAACUUCCAGGGCCAGAUUGACUUUGUUGACUGUAAAUUUACAUACCCUUCUCGACCUGAUAUUCAAGUUCUGAACGGUCUCUCAGUAUCAGUUCGUCCAGGUCAAACACUGGCCUUUGUUGGAAGCAGUGGUUGUGGCAAAAGCACCAGUAUUCAGCUGUUGGAACGUUUCUAUGAUCCUGACCAAGGGAAGCUGAUGAUAGAUGGGCAUGACAGCAAAAGGGUCAAUGUCCAGUUUCUCCGAUCGAACAUUGGGAUUGUUUCCCAGGAGCCAGUGUUGUUUGCCUGUAGCAUCAUGGACAAUAUCAAGUAUGGGGACACCACCCAAGAAAUCCCCAUGGAAAAAGUCAUAGAAGCCGCAAAGCAGGCGCAGCUACAUGACUUUGUCAUGUCACUCCCAGAGAAAUACGAAACUAAUGUUGGGGCCCAAGGGUCUCAGCUAUCUCGAGGAGAGAAACAACGUAUUGCUAUUGCUCGGGCCAUUGUACGAGAUCCUAAAAUCUUGCUGCUAGAUGAAGCUACUUCUGCCUUAGAUACAGAAAGCGAAAAGACAGUGCAGGUCGCCCUGGACAAAGCCAGAGAAGGUCGGACCUGCAUUGUCAUCGCUCAUCGCUUGUCUACGAUCCAAAAUUCAGAUAUCAUUGCUGUCAUGUCACAGGGGAGAGUGAUUGAAAAGGGGACCCAUGAAGAACUGAUGGCCCAGAAAGGAGCCUAUUAUAAACUCGUCACCACAGGAGCCCCCAUCAGCUGAUCUGAUCGAAGAACUUCAUGUACAGAUCGUGCACCAAUGACAAGAGGGCCAGGGGUUUUUUUUUUUCUUUAAGGAGAAAUGAUUAUAUUUUACUUUUACAGACAUUGUCAUAUGUUGGGAUCCAAGUUAAUUUCUAAUGACCUUCAAUAAUAUCUUAGUUUUUAAAAUGUGUAUAUAGAAAAUGAAAGAAACUAGGGUUAGCAUGAGUGAAAAUCCAAUGUCAAGCAGGUGCUCAGCCAUUACCCAGUGGCUUUCUCCAUGCAGAAGCCAGUCCCAACUACAUGGGAAUUAACAAGAAGUCGGAGAUCCUCCAACGAAACUCCCCAAUCAGACUUUGGAUUCCUCAAGGCCAGAGCACUAUCCUUUGCAUUUUUAAAACUUCAGUGUACACAGAGCCCACUACACUUAUAAUAGGCAGUCAGUGAGGGUUUAUCAAGCUGGACCAGGAUCCUGUGUGAAAAUAACAGGAGAACCGACAACCAACUAUUUCCUCACUUAAGUUUUCUUGCAAGUGAAAGCAGAUUCAUUCAUCUCUAAGAAUGAGGAUAGGUAAAGGAGGGCUUUGAUACUCUGGAUACUCUCAGGCUAGGAGAGGAAGAAAGGAGCGAGUAUUUGCAGGGACUUACCAGUUAGGAGUGUGGAUUUAUAGAUUCAGGGUGUAGUAGGUGGGUGAUGACGUCAACAUUUACCGCACUAGAAUCUACCAGUGUGGCUUUUUUGUUUUGUUUUGUUUUGUUUUGCUUUGUAUAACACUAUAUGAAGCUGCAGCAAGGUAAAAUGCACUGUUUUCAUCUCAUGAAUAGACUUUGAAGAGAUGAAGGACAGCAGCCUGGGAUAAAGACUCUAACCCAGGUUUUUAAUCCUUGUCACCACCCUUCACAUUGGUUGCCCCUGUAUGGAAGCAGAAGUACACACUCCUCCUGCAGCAGGAUGGCUGCCCUUCUGUAAUUCUAGCAAAGGAAUUGGGGAUGGAUGGGGAAGCUCAUUUGCACUUAGAAACACAAGUCACAUUUGAAGGGACAGCUGAAGACAAAGGGAUUGAAUAUGAAGCUAUAUAUGAGCAGAAAAAAAAAAUCCAGCUCCCUCCUCUUCUGGCAGGAGUUUUUAGGAGUACCCUCUGGGGAAACUGGCUAAUCCAAGAAAAGAGACUAUUGGGGCAGAGAUCCUCCAACGAAACUCCCCAAUCAGAUUACUCUAUGGUGAAGCCCACCGCCAGCAACACGUACCCCUUGGCUUUUCAGUUCUCACUCUCCCAUGGGAAUAGAUUGUUGAGAAUCACCAGACACUGAGGAAAUAUUUUAACACAAAAAUCAAAAUGACAGCAAUAGAAUGCCCAGAACAAGGAUAUUAGAGGUAACAGAGCCAAAGAAAAGGUUUGGAAAACAUUAAGAAUGGCAAUAAAUUUACAUAAUGAGAUGAGAAGAUAUUCCCAUCUAUUUAAAUAAAAGCAAGAGUUCAUUAAAAUGAACACCCAAAAAAAUAAAAAAUAAAAACCACAAAAACAAAAAAGAGGUCUUGUCAACAGAAGUGAAAAAUUCAGUAGCAGUUCCUACCAAGUUGUCCUGCCAUCAAGAUGUCUUCCUACUCUAGCUCUUUCCAGAUGUACUCGGUGUACACAUUUUUUUCUUCCCAUGCCCAACACGUGAAAUUUUGCCUACAAAUUAAGCCUGAGCUGUUGUAUAUUGAGGUAUAUUAUUUAUGUGUCUGUCCCAUAUUUCCUGGUAAAUAACCAGAAAGGUGGUUUAGUAAGUUAAUUAGUUAGGUCAGAAGAAUUGAUGGUUGCCAAGUCAGGGAGGGAGGGGGUGGAGGACAGCAGUCUAGUUAAGUCAGCACUCUAGUUAAGUCAUGAAAAAUGGCAGGGACAAUAACAUCGCAGAAUGAAGAUGCCUGCAAGAAGGAAUUAAAUUUUUCAGUAUGCAUGUGCUCAUCCUGUAAUACUGAAGAAAGAAAACCAAAAUCCAUUUGUUUAAGUGUGCAUUUCAAAGAAGAACAUAAGCUCUGUGCUGGGAGGUUGCCAGUUUCCUGGAGUGGAAUGUGUGGGGUGUGAAAAAUGAAUGAGGAAGAGUCAUUUUUCAAAUAAGGUACUUGAAAGUUAUUGAUGAGUGGGAAAAGGUUGAUAGCAGAGGGUUUGAAAUAAUGUGGGAAAGCAAUUGUUUUUGAGGCUCAGUGACAAGGUAAAGGAUUAUAACCUUAAAAAUAUAGAAAUAAAUAAAGUUGCAAAUUUAUUUUACAACACCAGGGAGCGCCAGUGUUUCCAUAUCUAUCCCAUGUCUUAUAUUACUGGAAAGGAUUUGGUUUCUGCAAUUUUACAUUAUUAAUGUUUCUCAGAUGAUAGAGGUACUUGCUUUCUCUGUUCUAUCUGACAUUUAUCUCAAGUCUUUCUGUGAUUUCUAGUGUUUUCAGAUGGGUUCAUGCUAUGAUCAAACUCAUCCCAUAACCCCAAGUAUUUAAUUUUUACAGGAGAAAAAAAAAAGUAAAAGGAUUGGAAGAUAAAAUUGGGGAAAUUUCCCUGAAAGUGGGACAAAAAUAUAGAGCCAAAAAGUAGAAAGAAAAAAAAGAAAAAUUUUAGAAGAACAACCCAGGAGGUAUAAUUAGCAAUUGCAGUUCUAGAAAGAAAGAUUAGAGGGGAGUAAAUUUUUAUGUGGUCUGAAGAUAUUUCCUGUAACUGGAGAAUAUAAACUUACAACCUGAAAGGGUCCAACUAAUGUCAAAUAUAAUAAAUAAGUAAAGAUCCUUUGUGGGCACACUAUUAUGCAAUCUUAGAAAAC
Molecule: messenger RNA, 7147 nt
Organism: Mustela erminea (ermine)
Lineage: Eukaryota; Metazoa; Chordata; Mammalia; Carnivora; Mustelidae
Gene: ABCB11
Product: ATP binding cassette subfamily B member 11
Exons: 28
Coding region: 402-4379 (1325 amino acids)
Biological process (GO): transmembrane transport
Cellular component (GO): membrane
Molecular function (GO): ATP binding; ATP hydrolysis activity; ABC-type transporter activity
Source: RefSeq, a predicted model, not a curated record